Molecule: messenger RNA, 6579 nt
Organism: Mugil cephalus (flathead mullet)
Lineage: Eukaryota; Metazoa; Chordata; Actinopteri; Mugiliformes; Mugilidae
Gene: psd2
Product: pleckstrin and Sec7 domain containing 2
Exons: 15
Coding region: 1108-3954 (948 amino acids)
Biological process (GO): regulation of ARF protein signal transduction
Molecular function (GO): phospholipid binding; guanyl-nucleotide exchange factor activity; protein binding
Source: RefSeq, a predicted model, not a curated record
GCUUACUUUUUUGGUGCAACCGCUCUGAACUGUGUCAUGCGAAAGCGGUAAAAACUAGAAGACGUUGGAACUAUUGGCAGAUUCAUAGGUCAUGUUUUCCCUUGCAGACAUCAAAUUCUAGUCGAAACCAAACUAAAGCAUGACAAAUGCAGCAUCCAGGAUAUGACAGCUGCAGGACUUUAGACCUUGGACCGCUCCAUUUGACUGUCUGUAAAUCAUUUGCAUGUUUUUCUUUUCUUUUCUUUUUUUUUUUUUUGGUCAAUCAGCUAAGUUUCCUAUCAACAGCGUUCUUCCUGGUGCUAAUAUCUGGUGAUGUAAACCCAACCUUCUGAGCUGAGGACACCAUGGAGCCAUCCCAAGAUGUUUUGGGCACAUCCCAACUAAGACUUGAGCCUGGGAACUUCCUGACUAACUUUGCCCACUCAGCAGCCAGAUGCUCCAUUUCUACUGAAGUUGCACUUUUGCAGAUUUUAAUGAGAAUUCGAUAAAUUCCAGGUCUGGACAUGGAGCCGAUCAUCAUUGGUCACAGAGGAGAAUCGCUUGUGUCAACACAUCUGCCGGUGCUAAUCUUCACUGCAGGCUACAGUGUCUGAUAUCAACAGGCCUUCGGGACACAUCCCGUUCACACCGCGCGCUAACCACGGGAGAGUGACGGUGCUCUCGAGCAGUCCGAGGAGCGGAUUUACAAUUCCUCAGCUGCCACUCAAACACACCGCGGCUCCGCGUACAGGAGGAGGAGGAGGAGGAGGAGGAGGUGGAGGAGGAGAGGGAGGACGGAGAGGACGAUCCAUCCAUUCAUCAGGACUCCGCCGCCUGGACCUCCCGCGUGCCCCUGACAGCCUGCGCGGAGGCGCGAGACUACACCGCGAGCUCCGGUCGGUCGGUCGGUCGGCGGCGGACGCGAACGACGGUCGCACGCGCACAGAGAAGUGGGAGGGGGUGCAGCGUGGAGAGAGAGAGAGAAAAAAGAGCCCCUCUUGUCAGGGUUAUUCCCCGGUGUGGAUGUAGAGAGACAGAGGGAGAGAGGGCUCUCAUUCUCUGCCUCUGACCGGACGCUUUUCCUGAGGGUCCUACCUGGUUGCUGAUUUGGUGAAAGUGAAGAACACCAUGACCCAGGAGGGGCAGGCACUGCCCUCUCCCACCCCACCAGAGAACCCAGUGGAGCCCAAUACAAACACCACCACCGCCGCCACCACCGACCCGCCGUCAGAAACGCACCACAAGGCCGAUGAGGACAAGCUGGAGGCUGGGGCAAAGGAUGAGCUAGAGGAGGGGAAACAAGAAGAGGAGAUCAGAGAAAGAGACGAGGGGGCUCAGGGGGAGGCUCACAGAGAAGGAGAGGGGAGAGUGGAGGUGGAUGAUGACGGAGGAGAGGGUGAGUUGAAAGAGGAAAGGGUAGGUAGCACUGGAGAUGAACAUCAACGGACAGAAGGAGAGGCGGAGGGAGAGACGGAUGGGACGACAGGGGAAGGAUGUAUAAAUGUGGAGGUGAGCUCAGCGGGGGAGGAGGCAGCGGAGAUGAAAGAGGAAGAGGAGGCAAAGGAAAAUGAAGACAUGAAACCCUUUACAGCAGAGGAGGAGGAGGAGGAGGAGGGAACUAAUUCUCAACAAGCUGGGCGACUGGCAAAUGGUAUAGGUGGGAAUGAGGACGAGGACGAAGGGGGUGAGGAGAACGAGGGCGGAGAUGACGGAGUGACACAAGCACAUUUGGACACUUUCAGCUCCAACUUUGAGACGACAGUGGAAGAGGCCGACACAGAAGUGGAGGAGGAGGAGGAGGAAGAAGAGGUCCAGAAAGAAGAAGGAGAUGGAGGAGAAAAUCAGGACAGUUUCAGCUCAGUGUUCGAGCAGAUUGUUGAGCAGGUCGACGUGCAGGAGGAAGAAGAGGAGGAAGAAGACCGAGGGUUGGAAGAGGAGCGGGAGAAAGGCAUGGUGGACAACAAAGACGGGUUCAGCUCCACGUUCGAGCGCAUCGUAGAGUCCGCCCUGCUGAGGGGCGGCACCUGCUACAGCAGCCUGGACUCACUGGACGUGCUGUCACUCACCGAUGAGACGGACAGCUGCGUCAGCUUUGAGGCGCCACUGACGCCUCUCAUCCAACAGAGGGCACUGUUACAAGGCCCCGAACCGCUGGAGCUGGAAUUGGCGACGGUUCAGGAGCAAGAAGGGUCUGAGGUCGGACCAGAUGCCCCGGGUGGUGAGCUCACGGCGGGGGAGAGCAGCGUCAGUGGAGCUGGAGCCAUGGCCGGAGUAGGAGGAAGCCCGCUGAGGACCACCAUACCGGGGAGCAGAUCGGAGUUUGUUCUGAGCCAGCCUGGACGUUGGGCCAUCCCUAAUGGAUACCAUACAGACUCCCAAGGAGCCAUGGAAGGCUGUGGAGCUAUGAUGAACUCUGUCAGCGAUGCCAGCCUCACAGACGUGCUGUCUGACUCAGAGGAGUGUGAUUUGGGCAGUCUGGAGCGUUUGGAGCGCGGGAGCACGGACACUCUGGCCAAUGGCUGCAGAGCUGACAGCGAGGCCGCCAAGAGGCUGGCCAAGCGCCUCUUUCACCUCGAGGGCUUCAAGCGCUGUGAUGUGGCCAGACACCUGGGCAAGAAUAAUGAGUUCAGCCAGCUGGUGGCAUCUGAGUACCUGAGUUUCUUUGAUUUCUCCGGCCUGUCGCUGGAUCGAGCCCUGAGGAAUUUCUUGAAAGCCUUUCCACUGAUGGGAGAGACCCAGGAGAGAGAGCGAGUCCUUGUGCAUUUCUCCAGACGCUUCUGCCACUGUAACCCACAGACACCCACCUCUGAAGGUCAGAGUCGUGAGGGUGGUGAAAAAGAUGAUGGAGCCCACACAUUAACCUGCGCCCUCAUGCUGCUCAACACUGAUCUACAUGGACACAACAUUGGGAAGAAGAUGUCUUGUCAGCAGUUUAUCAGCAACCUAGAUGGCCUCAAUAACGGCAAGGACUUUCCCAAAGAGUUAUUAAAGGUCUUGUAUAACUCAAUCAAGAAUGAGAAGCUCGAGUGGGCAGUUGAGGAGGAGGAGCUGAGGAAGAGUCUGUCGGAACUGGUCGAGGAGCAGUGUGAGGGCGGGAGUAAGCGUGUUGCCAGGGUAACGGAUGGCAGUAACCCUUUUAUCGCCAUUCCUAUUCUCUUGAAUGCCGUCACCUACAAACACGGAGUGCUGACCCGCAAGAGCCACGCUGACAUGGAUGGCAAACGCACCCCUAGGGGUCGCCGUGGAUGGAAGAAGUUCUAUGCGGUUCUGAAGGGGAUGAUCUUAUAUCUCCAGAAGGAUGAGUACAAGCCAGACACUGACAUUUCCGAGGUGGACCUGAAGAACGCAGUGCGGAUCCACCACUCUUUAGCCACUCGUGCCACCGACUACAGCAAGAGAGCCAACGUGCUGAAGCUGAAAACCUCAGACUGGAGGGUCUUUCUGCUGCAGGCCCCGAGUGAGGAAGAGAUGAUGUCUUGGAUCUUCCGGAUAAACCUGGUGGCGGCGCUGUUCUCCGCUCCCGCCUUCCCCGCCGCCAUCGGCUCCAUGAAAAAAUUCUGUCGGCCCAUCUUGCCGUCCUCAUCCACUAGACUCAAUCAGGAGCAACAGCUGCUGAGUCACGAGAGCAAGCUGAAGCAGAUGAGCCUAGAGCUGGAAGAACAUCGAAAAAAUCUGCCCUCAGCCGACCCAAAAAGCAGAGACUGGGAGGAGUACCGGCUCAAAGAGCACUACCUCACAUAUGAGAAGACUCGGUAUGAGACGUACAUCAGCCUCCUGCAGGCUAAAAUUCGCGCAGAGACGGACGACCUUGAGAAGAUCGAGGCCAGCGUGAUGGGUGGUCUGAUCAUGGAGGCCGGCCUGGCUGGCCGCGAGUGCCACCUCCGCAAGACGCAGUCCUCCCCGUCCAUCAGUCAGGCCCACGGCGGUCUGAACGGGAGGGCCACUGCAUGCACUCUCCCGGGACAGAGGAGCUGAGGACAAGGGAGGAAGGAGGACCAGUAGCCACAGCCCGCAAUGCAACAUCCCUCCAAGCCAAACUAGCUUAAUACUACAACUCCUUACUGGGUUUGUUAUUAGUCUUUUGUGCUUUGGGCUCCUCCAUUCCUCAGUAAGCCGUCACUAUCCUUCCCAGAAUUUAUCAACCCUUGAUGAUAAGUUUCUGUCCUCGAGCAAUAGAUGAAGAAGACGACGAGCGUGCCCUUGACAUCCCACGAGUAACCCUGCCAAACCUCAGUUCAUUUGAACUUUUAUUAUUGCACAUUUUAAAUGAUCAUAACUGUGAUCACUAUUUAUAUCAACAUGAUCAGUAUUAUUUUGAAAAACUAAGCAGUUGUCUUCAGUUGAAAUGUGUUUUCAGUCAUGAGCUAAACUUUGAGUAGUUUAUAAUGUAUAAGUAAAAGGGCCGGAGAGAACAAAGAAAGAGGAACGGACUGGGUUUGCCUUUGUCCUCUGUGUCCUGUCGUCGCUCUGCUGCCCCGGGAGUCAGGCAGCGUUCGAGGUGGACAUGAGUAGAGAUGGUACUACUUUAGCAUUCUGGCCUUUAUUCAACUCGCAUUUACACACCCAGCCACUCACAGGUGUGUGUACGGCGUGGACCUACAGUGUGGAUGGAGUGUGGUGAGUGAAGAUACGACAUAUCCAUCAAAAAGAACUCAGAAGGUUUUAAGACCCUGUAUAGCAUAUUUAUUUAUUUAUUUAACUCUCCAGACCUUUACUCGCCCCAACAGAAGGGUUUACACUAAGCGUGCUGGCUCUUUUUUUCCAGAUAUUUCCUUGUUACCAUUCGAACUUUUACAUACAUUCACACGAGUACAGGAGCCGUCAAGUGGAUCAAUGGCUUAAACUGUUUACUGAGCUGCUCCGCCAGAGGAACUGGAGGUUGAGUGCCUUACUCAAGGGCACCUCAACACUUGCUGUUGAGGGAUUUUGGAAAACGCCACUCAGACGCAGAGAGAUCAAACGUCUGUUCCUGUGAUUUUUGAGGUGCCACUACCCCAAAUAGUACCAUGUGUUUUAAUUAUUCUCUUUGUUCUUAGAGAGUAAAAGUGGAAUGACGGUAUGUAACUGCAGGAAAGCACUGUGCCAUGUUAUGCAUUAUCCCCUCACUGCUCCUUUUAGUACACUGAGCUGGUAGAUACGUAACAAUAUAUGGUCGGGUGUGAGGUUUCUGAAAAUUUAAAUGAAGGGCAAAACAGGAAGGUGUGGGUGGAAGGCAUACAGUAUGUGUGUGCUGUAGCAUGCUAUUUAAAGUGUUUCCAUUUCAGACGUCGAAGCAGUAGGCAACGUGGAAAAGUAAAUUUAGCCGGGUCACGUUAUCGUACGAAGACUUUAUUGAGCAUGUUUGGUGAGAAACAAUGUGAUGGCCUUCUGAUGAAUAAUACAGCCAUCAAUUAGGCCUGGGUCUCUCAAAAGCAUCCUCCAGCACAACAGCAGCCAUUAUUCUUUUGACAAAAGAUGUACGUUUACUUACCAAUCUGUGCUCUGAUGUGUAACAUGUUACGUGGACCUAUCUUAGUUUUGUGGCCAGGUAUAAUAUUGGGCAUUUUAAUACCGGUGUAUUCCUUCCACUGUUACUGGCCUCGGCUUAUUUCGGACUAAGACUGGCUGAUAGCAGAGCGUAGCAGCAGGACUGCUCCAACUUAGUGUACUAAAGUCAGUGAACCUUCCAGCAUACGUGAAUGGAUAAGGGAUCGACAGCAAAACAACUCUACCAGCAAAGUAGCCCCAGAGUGGGGGAGGAGGGGGAGAGACUUGUUUUCUGAGAAGAACAGACUGGUUUGGUUUUCUUAGUAUGGCCGUGUACAUCAGCCAAAACGGACAUUCUGCACACAUUUUUUCCCAAACCGAGGAAAACAACAUAUUAAGCCUGAUUCUCCUGGAAGUAGGACUCGUGUAAGGUUGUGGGGAAGUAGAGAUGCGGUGGUACUGCUGUUUGUGAGCACCUUAAUUGACCCAACCCCCUCUAAACACACACACAUUCUUGCUUAUGACACAACUGUAGAUCAGUGAGUCCAGUGUACCCUCACUCAGCCCUGCUGUGGCACCGAAGCAUGUCGACAUAACCAGAGUUGUGGAUAUUAAUGGUAUGAACAAUUAUAUCUUUGGCUCUGGACACAAUGCUUCUGCUGCUUCGUUUAUCGUACUAACGGUGGCCGAUUGGGAUCUGGCUGGAAACCUGGAAUCACAGCUGGAAUCCUGGAACCAGAUUCUUGUACAGACCAAAAUGCUGAAAAAGGAGCUGAGUUUUACGGGAGGAAGUACCGUUUUCUAAAGCUGUAUUGUUAGGAUAAAUAACUGCUUUCUUACAGGGAGACUUCCCCUUAUAGUCACUUUGGCUGUUGUGCUAACCAUUGUUUCCCGAUGUUCUAGGGUAGGCCUGUGCUGUAAUAUAGGAUUGUGAAAAAAAAAAAGUUGAUUGUUAUGUUUUAUUUAAAAGAAAAAAAAAACAGGAAAAAAAAGACAACUUCGGCACUUUGAUGUCAGCAUUGGAUCUGUCUUUUUGUUUGUAUAUCUGAACUUUUUUGACAGGAUGCUCAUACCAUGUAAAGGACAUAUUUACUGAAUAUUUAGUCUGUGCUUCAUAAAGUAAGCUUUUAUACA